Jaminaea rosea is the source of this 3287-nucleotide messenger RNA. RefSeq names its product DUF300-domain-containing protein. The record is from RefSeq and is a predicted model, not a curated record. Gene Ontology annotation, molecular function: transporter activity. Bases 187 to 3084 code for a protein of 965 amino acids. Lineage: Eukaryota; Fungi; Basidiomycota; Exobasidiomycetes; Microstromatales. Gene Ontology annotation, biological process: transport. The transcript is spliced from 2 exons.
CUCGAUGGCCAUGACUGCUACCUGGAUGCCAAGCAGUCACUCUAUCCGUCUCCACUUGUCGACGUUGACUGGACGCGCCUUGUGUCGGCCAAUUUACAUCUCAGAUCCGCAACCACACCUACACUUGGUCGUCGUCGCCAUCAUCCGCUGCGCCACCCUUUAAAGGGUUCCGUUGCCGCUGCCCUCAUGGACAGGCCAUCAGCAGCCGGCCUGGUAGCGACGGCAAUUGCAACAGCGCAGCGCAGCCAUCCAACACCCCCAGUUGCCGUCCCUGAUGGAUCCGGUACAGGUCGCUCCUUGCCACCUUACCUCCUCAUCAUCGCCUCAUUAUGCAGCCUCUUUGCCACUCUUCUCUCCCUGACCUCCAUCUACUCUCAUCUCAAGAACUAUCGCAAGCCACAUCUACAACGCUUCGUCGUCCGCCUCAUCCUCAUUGUGCCCAUCUACUCGACGUCAUCGGCCAUCGGCCUCUUCUCCCUCCCAGCGGCCUUCCUCAUCGAUCUCAUUCGCGACCUGUAUGAAGCAUUCGCCAUUUACUGCUUUUUUGAGCUUUUGGUCGCCUACUUGGGUGGAGAGAGGAGUGUGCUGGUUCUCAUGAUUGGGAGGAGGCCCAUUCAGCAUCCUUGGCCUUUUCGCAUCUUCUUAAGGGAGAUGGAUAUGAGUGACCCUUAUACAUUCUUGGCCAUCAAGAGGGGCAUCUUGCAAUACGUACAGAUCAAACCCAUUUUGGCCGCAUCUACAGUCAUUCUCAAGACUUUUGGGAGAUACGAGGAGGGAGAGCUUUCUGCCGGCAACGGCUACACCUAUGUCUCGACAGUCUACAACAUUUCAAUCUUCCUCUCUCUCUACUGCCUCGCCAUCUUUUGGCAAGCCCUCUCCCAAGAACUCGAGCCCUUCAGGCCAACGGCAAAGUUCCUCACAGUCAAAGGAGUAGUCUUCGCUACCUUCUGGCAAGGUUGGGCCAUCAGCGUUCUCGUUGCUGCGGGCCUCGUCAAGCACAUCGGACCAAUCACAGACCCUUCGUUCCUGGGCCUAGGCCUGCAAGAUUUCCUCUUGUGUCUCGAGAUGCCACUCUUUGCCUUGGGCCACAUGUACGCCUUCUCCCCUGCCGAUUACGUCGAUUCGUGGGCUACGCAUCAGGCGAGGCUGCCCAUUAUCUACGCUCUGCGUGAUAGCUUAGGUGGGCGAGAUGUUCUGGAGGACUCAUUGACGACGAUUCGUGGCACAGGAUAUGGUUACCAGACAUUCGAGCCCAGCCAAGGCGCUGUCCACCAAGGUCUGGCCAGGUCACGUCGCCUCCACGCCGGAUUGCGAUACACGGCAGGAGGUAAGGGCAAGUACUUCUUACCAACUCGCUCCGGCCCUCACACCAAUGGCCCUUGGGCUGCAGAGGGCACAAGGCUCCAGGGCCCCUUAGCCGCCAUGCGACGCUGGAUGGAGGACAGAAGGAUGCGAGAGGGUGGCUUUGCGCCAAUGACAGAGGAUGAGGAGGCUGGUGUGCUCCACGAGAACCCAGACGAUGCAGAGCAUGAAGGUGACGAGGAUGAGCAGACUCGCCGUGAAAAGGCGGAAGCCGCCGCGCGUAGAAUGGGCGCUGGCAUUGAGAAUGGUCUGCGCUUCUUUACUGCUAGUGCCGAGGGUGCACAAAGCGGUACGGGCAGCGGAGGUGUGGGUGGUGACGGUGGCGACAGCGUCUCGCUGGGCUUCCAUACACCUACGUCGCAGGGUAGCGAGCAGAACCUCUAUGCCAAAGCUCGCAGCCUGGAGCAUGGCGACUACGCCUUCCCCACCAUUGCCUGCGGGCCAGAGGAGCAGAGGAAGCGGCAGCACAGGGAGGAGGAAGAGUGGCUCCUCGGUGGCUCUACGCGCGGAAGCAAGGGUAAAGGCAGGGGAAAGAGUACGGGAACCAAGGAGAGGAGAAAGAGGGUUGAAGGAUGGCUCGAGAGGGCGAGGGGAUUGAUGGGGGAGAGCAACGAAAGCGGAGAGGAAGCGGCAGACCGAGACGAUGAUAUCAUCGAAGUCAAGGGCAAGAAGCGCCCCUCUGCCCUCAAGAAGGACCGCGAAGAGGAUGCAGAGGAGCGACAAAGAAGACCCAAGAUAGCCAAAAAGUCAAACAAGAGCGACAGCAGCAGCAGCAGCAGCAGAAAGAAGAAGGAGGAGGAAGAAGGAGGCGAUGACAGAAAAGGCGGCGGUGAAGGUCAAGUGGCCAUCUCGUCCAAGACUCAGCACGCCAAGAGCGGUGACUCGUCCAAGGCCAAUCACGCAAAGAGUGUCUGGGGAGCUUGGGGUGAGAGCUUCUCCAAGUCUAAAGGAAGCAAAAUCGCGUCGGAUCAUGCUCAAGAGCAGUCCCGUCGACCGUCAAACGCAGCAGACGAGAGUCACGACACCAACGCAGACGAGUCACUUGCCUCGACGCAGCCUGGUGACGACGACCACAUCGAUGAAGAGGAAGACCACGGGGCUGUCGACCUCAUCAUCUCGGACCCGCGAGCAGAGGAGCGCAAGAGGGAUACGGAUCGACGGCGAGGCGAUCCUGCGCUGCGAGCACGAGGUUACGGGUCCGGCGCAGGGGACAAGGUCUUCAGGAGAAUAUGGACGGGAGAUGACAAUGAUCGAGGCGGAGCGACCGGGCCAAAGGGCAGCGCUGCUCCGAGCGACAAGGGCGCUGGAACAAAUUCAAGAAGCAAGCAGGUCCAAACACCCCACGCAUCUCGCACCUCUUCCUCGUCAUCUGCCCAGCUCAAAGCAGCUGCGCCUCCUCCCACACACAAGGCAGGCGUGGAUGCUAUGGAAGGGCAGCUCUCCACUGAAAUAGAAGCGCCAGGCGAGUCUUCAUCGUCGUCGUCUUCGAAGGGUAGCUCCAGCGACGGAGCGAAGACAGAGCUGGAAGCCCAUCCGGACAAGGCCCCAAGCCCCCACGGCAAGCACUCCAGCGCGACGACGAUAUCGACCCCAGCUUCGUCCGCAGCAAAUGCGGCAACGGCGAGCCAUGCAAGUCACAUGCCCGUGUAUGAACGGCAUGACUGGGCGUGGCAUGCUGCUGGACAAGGAGGGGGUCAGGAUCAAGAAAAUCCCUGGGCUUGAGAAGGGGAGCAAGUGGCAGGUGCCUCUGACGCUGCAGGGCCCUUGCGCCUGUUUGUGCUCUCGUUUGUUGUGAAAUAGUACAAGAGCUCGCACUCACGCCUAACGUCCCUAUCGUCAUUGGCUCACAACGGUCUACGAAGUGACACAGGAGUUCGAUGAUUGUCAAUGAUUGUUAGAAUGGCAUGCGAUGAUGGGAAUAUUCC